Messenger RNA from Oppiella nova, 1022 nucleotides. The record is from the annotation of a GenBank genome assembly. NCBI's taxonomy places the organism in Eukaryota, Metazoa, Arthropoda, Arachnida, Sarcoptiformes, Oppiidae.
UCAAAUAAUUACUAUUACUUAACGCAAUGGAAGAUAUUAUGCAAGAAAUUGGGCCAACAGCUAAAGUACCUGUCCAUCGGUGGGCUGACCGCUUUGGAUCAGUUGGCGAUCGAUAUAUUAUUAAAUUAUUGCAAUAAUUUAGAUGAACUUCGCAUCAACAACGAAAUCGAUAUUAUCUCCUAUUUAUCUAUAAUUAGACAAACGGUUAAACGGAUUCAUAUCGACUGCGAGACCGGCAUUGGAUUAGAUUGUAUAUCCCUUUUGGCGUUUAGACACUAUGCAGAGAAAGUCAUACAUUUAGGAAGGGUAGACGUGGAGCCGGAGCUCAUCGAUUCUGUCAUAUCGACGAUUGGCAGCAAUUUCUCAAACCUAAAGUGUCUGUCAAUACGACUGCGAAACUUCGACAUCGAUGUGUCCACACCCGCGGACUUCCUCUUUGAUCAGUUGGAAGAGUUGAGCCUCCAGUUCGUCAACGGCAACGUCGACCUCCCUUUCCAGCGUAUUAUAGCCCUGGGCUGGACGACCAUCAAGUGCUUGACCAUACAGUACGCGUCCCUUACAAGAGAAUCGGUCGAUGAGAUUAUCAGACAAUUACCACAAUUACAGAAACUCGUGUUACACGCCAUUGAGUUCCGGUGCGACCAUCUCAGCAAAAGGUAUGGGCACCGGCUGUGCGUGGAGUGCGGGCGCCACUGUUGGAAAGCCAUGAGUCGUCUAACAAAACUGAAACAUUUAAAACUUCAUCGCAUUAUAAUCGACGACGAGAUCUGCGCCGCCAUCCAAACGAUGAGUGAAUUGCGUUCACUAGACCUCCACUACUGCUCCAACGUUAACGAGACUAUAGUCGAUGUUUGCGCCCAAUUAGCCAAACGGAUCCCCCGACAGAAGUUCACACUCUGUAUAGUCUCGCGAGGAUUCCUAUCCUUUCACAACAAUUAUAAUAAAAAUCUUAUUCUCGACAUUAAAGUCGCCGCUUGAAUGCAAUUAUCAACAAAAAUAUUUAUUAUGGAUUUUCUCACACC